Miscanthus lutarioriparius is the source of this 846-nucleotide messenger RNA. The record is from the annotation of a GenBank genome assembly. Lineage: Eukaryota; Viridiplantae; Streptophyta; Magnoliopsida; Poales; Poaceae.
AUGGCCUCCGACGGCCACCCGCCGGAGCCGGGGAAGAAGGAGGAGGUCGCCUCCACGGCUGCCGGGCCUGGAGCCAACGAUCUGGACGACCCGGACCCGCAGUUCAUGUGCUGCGUCUGUCUGGAUCUUCUGUUCAAACCAGUUGUUUUAUUGUAUUGUGUAUCCUGUUUGUCGUCCUUGAAUGAGGAAACACUGAAAUGCCAUGUUUGUGGAAGUCUUCACCCUGGGGAUUUCCCUAAUGUUUGCCUGGACCUUGAUCAUUUCCUGGAAGAAUAUUUUCCAGCAGAAUAUGAAUCGAGAGGGCAGAAAGUUCAGUUUAAGAAGGAUCAGUGCAAUCGUGAAGCAUCAUCUUCAGGCAGAAAAGGAAGCACUAGGGCACUGCAUGAUGAGGACCUGUUAAAUAUUCACAUUUCAGUAGGAUGCGACUCAUGUGGGGUAUAUCCGAUACGUGGUAAGAGAUACAAAUGCCAGGACUGCACUGAGUUAAUUGGGUUUGACCUUUGCGAAGCCUGCUACAACUCCAGUUCAAAGCUCCCAGGACGCUUUAAUCAGCGGCACACCCCUGAUCAUAGAAUGGAAGUUGACAAUUCAUCACUCUUGCGAGGGAUACUGAGACAGCAUGGCAUACCCGAGGAAGGCCUUGAGGGAUUGAUGAUGGAAGAAGCGGUGGUUGCUCCUGCUGCACUGGUGCAGAUACCCAUUGAUCAUCAAGGAAUGGAGGAGGGCAAUGACGAGGGCCCAGGAGAGGCGGCCAUUGAAGAACCAGUUGGUGCUCCUGGCGCGAUGUUGCAUAUAGUCAUCCAUGAUCAAGAAAUGGAGGGCAACGAGGAGGAUCAGGCACUCUAG